AUGUCUGCUUACGGGGUCAUCAGCAGAGCGCAGAGGACCUCUUAUUUGCCCGCUACAUUAUGGGACAAUCCUCGGGUAGACCCAGAUCCCGGGGCCCAAUUCUUCGUGACUGUACAUCACAUCGAUCGGUCCGCGGUGGAGCGCGACCAAACCGGUCUAUUUAACUACCUCCACUCCAUCUUUGCAAAUGAAGUCGAUGGGGGCCAGACGUAUCCGCAAGAAGAUAUCCGCGAUCCCGCAGCGUUCGGACUAUACUUCUUCGGCGGAGACGUGCUUGUUGCGAUCGCUGGCAAAGGAGAUCCGCCAGCGAUUGAGAGCGAGCAGCGCGGCGUGCGGGAGAUCCAGCUGAGUCUGGAUGGUGCAAGGGAUGGGCGGAUGUGGGAGGCGUGCGUUGCAGGGUUUUACUAUGUAAAACCCAACUACCCUGGGCGAUCUUCGCAUAUCUGUAAUGCAGGAUUUAUUGUCCCCCCUUCCCAACGUGGCAGUGGUUAUGGGCGUGUGCUUGCUAAAUCAUAUCUGCACUAUGCACCGGCGCUGGGGUACAAGGCCAGCGUGUUUAACCUAGUGUAUAAUAAUAACGCCGCCAGCAUUAGGUUGUGGGAGACACUGAACUUUACCAAGGCUGGUCUCAUACCUAAGGCUGGUCGCUUGAGGCGGAAGGACGGAGAGGGCGAGGAAUAUGUUGAUGCAAUCGUCUUCUAUAAGAGCUUCGAAGAAACAUAGGACCGAAAGACGCGAUCAGUGAUCAGAUAUCAAUAUCAGUCCAACUGCACAUAUGUGCACUGGUCGUCAAGUAAAUGACACACAGAACACCGAUGGAAAUAUGAAAAAGCUUCAACAGUCGAAGACACCUGAUACGGUGUUCAUAAGGCCUAGGCACCGCAACAACAA
Molecule: messenger RNA, 891 nt
Organism: Suillus paluster
Lineage: Eukaryota; Fungi; Basidiomycota; Agaricomycetes; Boletales; Suillaceae
Exons: 4
Coding region: 1-723 (240 amino acids)
Molecular function (GO): acyltransferase activity, transferring groups other than amino-acyl groups
Source: RefSeq, a predicted model, not a curated record